Lingula anatina is the source of this 4986-nucleotide messenger RNA. Its product is annotated as ankyrin repeat and BTB/POZ domain-containing protein 2. The record is from RefSeq and is a predicted model, not a curated record. NCBI's taxonomy places the organism in Eukaryota, Metazoa, Brachiopoda, Lingulata, Lingulida, Lingulidae. Gene Ontology annotation, molecular function: protein heterodimerization activity; DNA binding; structural constituent of chromatin. Gene Ontology annotation, cellular component: nucleosome.
CAUACUGAAGACUUGUAGUGUCUGUUGUAUCACUCCAAGCUGUCAACAAAGCUUUAAGGAAACAGAACAAUUACAUGGCCUAAAACUUUAUAAAAGAUGACAUAUGGUAGAAGAUUUGUUUUAUUUGAUUGAUAUUCUGUCAAGAUUUGGCCAAUAGGACUUGUCAUCCCUGCUGUGUUAUGUGGCAUAUUUAGAGAUCAAGAGGUGAUGAAAUUGACUAUGUGAUGCUUUUAGAUGGGCAUAAGGCACAGGGGGUGAGGAAUUUAUUUUGUCAAGUUUUGUCCACUUAGACACAUCAUUCCCACUGUGUUAAGGAUCUCAGGAAGUACAAGCUAUUCACAUGAUGUUUUUCAUCAGGAUUCUUCUAUCUCUAUAUAUAGGAAAGGGAACACUGAGAUACUAUACCAGGAGAUAUUUAUGGAAAUUAAUUGCAGCUUUUACAUGCAGCAGUGGUGCUUGAGAUGGACAUAGUGACAAGUAAAGUUCAGCAGAAGACAUCAGCAUAGAGGACUCGGUCUGUUCAGUCACUACCAUGGCUGCAGAGGUAGCCGAUCUCACCUCUCCUUUGGAAAGUUUAUCUCUAGCUGGGACAAAUGAUAGCCCUACGGACAGUCCACAUAGUUACAGUUUUUCUAGUUCACAUUCACCAAGCCAGAGUUCUAGAUCAAGCCACAGGGAUAGUGAUAAAAGUAGCGGACUUGGUUUAACAUUGAGGACUCUCAGUCAGGAUUAUGCUGAUCCAGAAAACAGUGAAGUGUUUCGCGAUGCACCAAGUGGUUAUGAAACUAUGGACACCCGCAUUUCUGAUGAGGCCAUUUAUCCAGAAAGAUUUCAUCGUUUGGCAGAACUGGAACAUGUACCGUGGACAGACAGGGAUGUGUUGAUUGUCUUACAGCAGGGGCGAACAAAAGAACUGAGUGGAAAUAUUUCCUUGGAAUUGUUACAAAGACUAUCAUAUCUCUUGCAGAGACCUUUAGUACGACUUGCUAAUGAAACCCAAAGACUUUGCCAAGCAUUGUGCAAAUGCACCAAACAUGAAAUAAUAGCAGCAAUCAAAAUUCUUCUAUCAAAAUCUCUAGGAGACAGUUGUAUCAAUGCUUGUUAUAAAGCUGGGACUUUGUAUGCAAUGAGCACCAACAAUUUUAAACAAAGUAAAAGUGCCCAAUGUGGACUUCACUUUUCAAUUGGACGUUUUCAUCGAUGGAUGAUAGAUUCACAAAUUGCUCUCAGAGUGCAGGAAAUGGCAGCAGUCUAUCUUGCUGCAUGCUUAGAAAAUUUGCUGGAAGAAAUACUGUUAUUGGCUGUCGGGAGAGAUCAAUUAGGUGGUUUGAUCCUUGGGGCUAGUGCACUAGAUUAUGGAAUAUCCAAUGUCCCUGAGCUUUGGGGUUUGGUUCAACCCUGGGAGCAUCUUAUCUGUGGAAGAAACUCAACAGGAAUGAUUUCUCUUCCAAGCACGCUGAGCAUGGCCAGUCUGUUAUCCGGCAGUAGUGGUGACUCGACUGGAAGGCGCACACGGGGACAGAUGCGUGCAGAUAGCGUCAUGGCAAAAACAUUAGAACAGAGCUUGCUAGCAACCUGUGUAGGGACGCUGACAGAGUUAGGUGAUCUUGUUAGUCAGAGCAUGCACUAUUGGUACAACAAGUCUUCAGCCCAUAGUAAACCUCAGCACAUGGUGACAUGGGGGCCAUCAGCCUUGCAUACUCUUUAUUACUACAUGCGCUGUAGUCAGCUUGAGCAUGCUGAUAACCCUGAUUUGACACCUCCAUCUAUUCAUCUGUGUGCAGAAAGACCCUACUACCACCAGCCACCACUGUUAGAAUGGAUACGAGUUGCCACUGCCCAUGCUGAAUACAGACUCAGCUAUGUUGUGGAUGCUGAUGAUGUUAGGCAAGCUGGAAGGUUACUUCUACCUGAUGUGGACUGUCCACCAAGACAAUUUGGAACGGAUGAAUCUCUCUGUACCUCGCGACACCUGGAUGCUCAGACAUGUGCUACGCGAUUUUUGGAAGACACAGCAUUCCGGAUGCUUGCGUGUGGACGUUCAGACUUGGUACCGCAGGCACUGGCACUAUUAGGGGGAAAUAAAGUUAAUUCAUACAGUCAACAGGGGCUGACACCAUUGAUGUAUGCGUGCAUGCGAGGAGAUGAAGCUAUGGUACACAUAUUGCUCGACGCUGGUGCAGCAUUGGAUGUUACUGUCCCAAAUGAUGUUCAGAGGUACCCUUGUGUUCAUCCGGAGGUCCGCCAGUGGACUGCAUUACAUUUUGCUGUGGUUCAUGGACACUUUGCUGUAGUACAGCUUCUGCUGGACAGAGGUGCUGAUGUGGAGGGUAAAGUAACAACAGAAGAGGAUAACUUUGUUGAAACUCCUCUACAGCUUGCUGCAGCUGCAGGCCAUUAUGAGCUGGUGAAUUUAAUGCUGAUUCAUGGUGCUGACCCAUUUCUCCCAACUUACCAGAAAUCAGAACUUUCUUUCAAGGACUCAACGCAAGGGAGCUAUAAUGAUGCCUUUACAAUGGCUGCUAGCCAUGGGCACAUGAAUGUGUUAUCUCGGUUACUCACAUCUCCUUUCAAGCCACAAACAUCAGAUAUUCUGUCCUUGGAAGAAAUCUUGGCGGAAGGAACCAUGCCAAACACUAAUCACUGUGACAAUAGACACAUUGACCGUAUUCAAAGCCAUUCAGAGCAGACAUUUAUCAAUCCCAUGACAGAAAACAUAUAUAUGUGCAUAGAUGAAGUCAUAUACGAGGAUGUCAAGUUAAACAACAAUUGUAGCAACAAGAAAACCAAUACUUCACUAGGCAAAUUUCAGCUGCGCUCUUUUCAGGAGUCCAUGUAUAAUGGAGCUGAAAAUGGCUAUCUGGACAUUGCUAUGGAACUGCGCGGAAUGGGUGUCCCAUGGACAAUUCACACUUGGACACAAAGUAUCUACACUGCACAUGCUACAAGAAGGAAGGCCAUUGUACAGUGUCUGGUCAAUGAUUUCAGCAGCAUCCGAUAUGAAGAAAACAAAGAAGAAUUUCUGGAGGAAACACUUCCCUUGAUGUUUGAUAUCUUUAGAAGUAGUAAGAAUGAUGUGUCAAGUGAAGAACUGGCCCGUAUCUUCUCAAAUAUGUAUGGGAAAGCUCCAUUGCCAAUUAUACAGGAACUGAGGCCUGCUACUCCAACACAAAUUGAUUCAAGGUACAUCAAUAAUCCAGAGAUGUCAGAUAUAAAGUUCAUGAUAGACAACAAACCAUUCUACGCACACAAGAUCAUUCUGGCUAACGCAUCCAACAGGUUCAAGACCAUGAUGAUGUCCAGCAAAAAGGGUGCCGAUGGUGGUCCAGCAAUAAUUGAGAUUAAUGAUAUUAGUUAUCAUAUAUUUGAGCUUGUGAUGCAGUACUUGUAUAAUGGUGGCAGUGUAGGGUGUCUCAAAGUUAAUGCCAAGGAUGUUUUUGAGCUGUUGGGUGCUGCAAACUUCUUCCUACUGGAGGGUCUUCAGCGACACUGUGAGGUCCUUAUGUCACAUAGACUGAGUGUAGACAACUGUUGUGCCAUAUACAAACAUGCCAAACUUUUUUCUGCUCAUGAACUUGUGAAGUACUGUGAAGGUUACAUCCUCCAAAAUAUGGCACAGCUUCUAAAAUCCAACGAGAGUUUCCGGAAGCUGAUUCACAGCCAGAAGACUGAGGGGCAGGAAGUUCACAAUGGUCUUCUUGCAACGAUAACAAGAAGACUUGAGGCAAAACUUAGCAUGUCUAAAAGUAGUAAGGUGUGAAAUUCAUAAUAAUGAAAUUUUCAACUAUACUAUAAGCAAAUGCUACUGGACACAAGUUGAAUCUCUGAACAAAUUAUAUUUUAUCCAGAAUUUGAGAAAAAGUACACCAUUGUGUAAAUUAGUACAAUUGCCAAGUGCCAAAUAGGUUCAUAAACAAGUAGACAUCCACGUGUGCUGAAGGGUUGGAUACACCUGUAAGCUAGUGUUACCCCAAAAGGUUCAAGUAUUUUAUUAUUAUCUAUGAAAUUACGUACAGUUGUUGAUAUGAGAUACAAGCUUACCGGUUGAAAAAUAAUGCAUGAUAUACAUGGUGAUGGUAUAUAACUUUUACCCUCCUUGUUAACUUGUUAAAUAUACAUUACUUAUAAACACUUGUUAAGUUUUAUGUAAAUUAUAUUCUUCACUACAACAAAUAUAUCCAAGUGUCACUAUAUUCUUUUUUUUUUUUUUGCAAAGACUAUAUAUGAACUCCCAUUGCAAGCUAUAUUCCAGUAAUUAAUGAUAUUGCAUGUAAAAAGGCAGUUUUAUAAAAGUAUUUUGAAUGAGCGUUUUCCUUCCAAACUUAUGUAUGUUACAUUGGAGGCUCCACUGUACAUAGUUUUGUAUGUAAUUGUUUAAGGAUAUCAUAACAAUUUGGCUAGGGGUGCCAUGAGACUUUUUAUCUUGCUCCCCCCCCUCCCCUGGUUGGGAAAAGUUAUGUGUUGAUGAAAAAUUCACCAUGCAGUAAUAGUUAAGGAAGAAAAUUGAGCAAAGAUGAUACAUUGUACCACAGUUAAUUUCGUAAGUCCCACAAUAUCUAGUCAAAGAGCUAUCUUGUUAGCACAUGUAUACAAAUGUAUAGGGGCACUUGUGAUUCUAAUACACGUGCGCGCGUGCACACACAUACACACACACAUAAAGGCAGCACUUUUACACAUUCUGCAUUUUUGUUGUAAAAGGUGCCAGUAACAAUAUGGAACAAUAUAUUGUUAUCUUGUUGCCCAUUCUCUUAGUUGUACAUGCAUGCACGUCUACAUGUAAAGACAGGCAACAUAUUGUAUAAAACUUAGUAAAUUGUUUUAGUAUCUGUUAAACAUACAUGACCAGUACUCUAGCCAAAUGUAAGGAAUAAUAUUUCUUAUAAUUGAGAAUGGACCAGAAAAUGCAGCAAGAUACUUGUUUAAGCUUAAUGCAUUGAAUGGUAUUACUUGGGCCUUUACAAAGCAAGCAUAUAUAGUUUGGUGUAC